This is a messenger RNA of Vanrija pseudolonga, 540 nucleotides long. RefSeq lists its product as uncharacterized. The transcript has a single exon. The record is from RefSeq and is a predicted model, not a curated record. Lineage: Eukaryota; Fungi; Basidiomycota; Tremellomycetes; Trichosporonales; Trichosporonaceae. Bases 1 to 540 code for a protein of 179 amino acids.
AUGCCUCCCACACGCUCCAAGAAACAGACGGCCGCCCAGCCCAAGAAGCAGACGGGCACACCACCUAAGAAGAAGGCCGCCACCCAGCCCAAGAAGCAAGCCGCCGCCGCCCAGUCCAAGAAGGCCACUGCCGUUGAAUCCAAGAAGACCGAGAAAGCCCGAUCCAAGAAGGAGACCGACGCCGAGCAGGUAUCCGGUGCCGGUCCCAAGUCGACACUCAAAGCGCUCGAUUCGGACGAGUACGGCCGCAACCGCCGCAAUCUCGCCCCUGCCCCUCCUCCCGACAAUGCCACUCUGGCCGCGGAGAUCAAGGCCCUGAAAGCCGCCAACGCCAAGCUCGCGCGCGAGUUCAAGGCGUACUGCACCGAGACCAAGAAGCAGAUCGCGGCACUCAAGCUCCAGAUCGAAACGAACCACACCAAACACGGCACGCGGAUCAAGCAGCUUGACGAGGACGUCGCGGAGCUCCAGAAGGCCAGCGACCCGUUCGACUACGACGCCGUGACCGACGACGAGAGCAACGCCCACAUCGACGACUAG